GCUCAGGCGGCUUUGGAAUGUCCCUGCGGCGCGGGGCGUCCCGGGUCCCGCGUGGCUCCCCGCCCUCGCAGCCUGGGGCUGCACUCGCUGCCUGCCUGGGCGCCGCCCUCGGCGCUGGACUGCUCGGGGGCGGGCGCCUCCGCGGCGGCGCGCUCGCCUGCGGCAGAUCGAGGGCGGGGGGGCCGUCGCCCGUGCCGUCGCAGGUCCGGGCCCGAGGCAUGCCGGCCGAGCCCGCCGAGAAGCGGCGCAGGUUCUAUUUCGGCGACGUCUUCAAAGGGGGCAAGUACGCGCCCCUCCACCCCGAGCUGUUCCAGGCCUCGGCUCCCAGGGCUUGGGAGAGGUGGUUGGCGCCCGGCUUCAAGGACGUAGCUGCCGCCGUCCAGGAUGGCGACCCCCUCCGGGCGCUGCGCGAGGAGGCACCAGGCGUGUAUUCUUUCGAGCUGUUCACUCCCGAGUUCUGUGACCUGCUGCUGGAGGAGGUGGAGAACGCCCAGGCGACGGCCCGCGAGCAUCUCGAGAGGCCUAACGGCAUGAACAGGUAUGGCAUAGUUCUGAACCAGCUCGGUCUGGAGCCGCUCAUCUCUACCUUACAGCAGGAGCACUUGAGGCCGGUGCAGGAAGCCCUCUACCCUGGGCCAGGCACCAGUCCAGACGACCACCAUUGCUUCAUCGUGAGAUACAAGGCUGGCGAGGACGUCGGGCUUGACAUGCAUGAAGACGACUCUGACGUGACUGUGAACGUCUGCUUGGGGAAGGAGUUCACAGCGGCUACAUUGUCUUUCUGUGGCCAGGCGCAGGAGCAAAAUCACAGGAAAUUCACGACCACAUACAGCCACAAAAAAGGCAGGGCCGUGGUGCAUCUGGGCACGCACCGGCACGGUGCUGACAACAUCGGGAGUGGCGAGCGCGUGAAUUUCAUUCUGUGGUCCACCAGCAGCGGGUACCGUGGAUCGGAGGCGUAUAGGAAAGAUCGUACGCGUAGCACGACCGCAUCAGAGCCAGAUAAGGUCUGCCUCUCUUACACGCACGACCGCGACUACACCCAGCAUUUGCCGAGGCCAUCGCGCGAGGAGGCAGUAGCCCGCGGCGUCAUGCUCGAUGUCGUGGAGGAGCGCAGUGCGAUUAUGCAGAGACCAGUGCACGACCUCUCGAGGCCCAUCGAGGAGAUUAAUACGGUGCCCAGCGUCUGCCUCUUCCUUGAUGGCCUGCCGCCGCAGCGUCAACACGGGCUGUUCAAGGAGUUGAUGGAGCUGGCCUCGGAGGUUCACGCCGCGCUGGGCAGAAGGCCCCACGACGCUGGGCCGCCGCCGCUGCUGUUCUUCGUCGGCGUGCAGGCCACUGGGGCAACGCCGCAGGUGCGCCGCCUGUGCGGCGUCAAGCACAGCCCCGCGCUUGCGCUGCUCGAUGUCGACAAGGAGGCCGUCUAUAGACUGCCGGCAGACAGAGAGGUUGGGCCUGAGGCCCUACAGGAGUUUGUCGGCGACUACUUGAAGGGAAGCCUCCGGGCCCACAAGCUGGGCUCGGAGCAGCAGGAGGAGGACCCCGCGGCGGCGCCAGCAGCGACGGGUGACACCUGAGCGGGCUUCCCCUCUGCCCUCCCUCUUCCCAUCCACUCGCGACCAUAGCUCUCGUCGUGGAUUGGCGCGCGCUGUCGUAGGCCUGAGCAGCCAGGCGCGAGGCACAAAGGGAAGGCCGAGACGAGCGUAAAACCUCGAAGCUUGCCCAAUAUGGCAAGAUACGAUGUAUUCCGGGACACGCGAAGCUUGUACGGAAAAAUCUCAGACGCCACCCUGCUCCGAAGUUGCAGGUUCUCUGCGCACAGACCGAUCGCACCCACAAGAGGACCG
Messenger RNA from Prorocentrum cordatum, 1847 nucleotides. The record is from the annotation of a GenBank genome assembly. Lineage: Eukaryota; Dinophyceae; Prorocentrales; Prorocentraceae.